This is a messenger RNA of Dermochelys coriacea (leatherback sea turtle), 6715 nucleotides long. Its product is annotated as zinc finger protein 345-like. Lineage: Eukaryota; Metazoa; Chordata; Testudines; Dermochelyidae. The transcript has 5 exons. Gene Ontology annotation, molecular function: DNA-binding transcription factor activity, RNA polymerase II-specific; RNA polymerase II cis-regulatory region sequence-specific DNA binding. The coding region runs from base 2257 to 4794 and encodes 845 amino acids. The record is from RefSeq and is a predicted model, not a curated record. Gene Ontology annotation, biological process: regulation of immune system process; negative regulation of transcription by RNA polymerase II; regulation of cytokine production.
CAGCAAAGCUGGGGGGGGGGGAGGCAGAAAAAAAAAGAGAGGGCGGAGUCAGAAGGGGGGCAAGAUACUCCCCGUCGCCCGCCCCCCAAAUCUGCCCCGUUCCAUUGGCAUUACCCUGGACAGAUUGACUUUCCUGGGGACAAGCUGAAGAGCUGAGAGAGGAAAAGCCAGUUCCUGCCCCCAGCCCAAUCUAGGGGAUGGGGGGGGGGGGGAGGAUGCACUGCUUUGUGGGGGACGAUGAUGGGGAAAAUCCCCCAGAACCGCCCCUUUGAUUCGGCCCUUUUCUAGCAUUUGCCUCGGAGACACUGUUCCUUGGCAUGGGGUCCCCGGUGGGUUUCGUCCGGCUGGGAGGGGCCGGGUCUGCGCUGGAAGAAAGCGACCCGGCGUUGGGGUCUUAAAAACGUCCAGCAAGGAACAGACAAGGAAUUGCCAGGCUGAGCCGGAGCAGGGGCCUUUGUGGUGGCACCAGCCACUCCAGAAAACCGCCUAGCGCAGUGGGUGCUCGACCCUUUUCCUCAUUUGCAGAUCCCUAAAAAAUUUCAAAUGCAUGUGUGGAUCCCUUUGGAAAUCUUAGAUGUGGUCUGCAGAGCACAGAUUGAGAACCAGUGGCCUAUGGUAACGACAACCUUUCGCGGACCCCUUAGACAUAGUCUGUGGAGCCCCAGGGAUCUGCGGACCACUGGCUGAGAACCACUGGCCUACCAGACAAUGGUGGACUCAGGUGCCUCCCUAACACUCUUAGCCAGGGGUUAGUGCAAGUCCUGAAGGAUUCGGGGUUAGAUCCCAUCCCAACCACCGGCUUAUGUCGGUCAUCCUUCCACACUGUAUAAAAAUACGCCUAUAGUAUAACGAGGAUUGAAGUCUGGACAGCUGGAUCUGACGGCAUAAACCUAAAGACCCAGCUUCCGUAGCUCAUAAUCGGUGGCCGACACAGUGAAACCAGUAAGGGGGAUGGGGCAAAGUCACCAGUCGUUAGCCUGCAAUAUAUAUUGUUUGAGGCGUUGGCUGUUGCACAGUGCAGUCACCAGAGGGAGACAAAAACACACAUGGUGUUAGCUUUGGGAACAGAGGCAUUGGCUGUUGCACCGUGCAGCCACUAGAUGGAGAUAAAAACUUAUGUGGUAUUAGCCUUGGGUACACUGAGGCACUGGCUGUUGCACGGUGCAGCCACUAGAGGGAGACAGAAACCCCACCGUGUGUUCUCCUGGGUUAGACGUCCCAGAGUGGGAGGAUGGGAACAGAGUAGUUCCAAAAAAAUUUCCAAGAGAACAUUUUCCCACUGGAAAAUGCCAUUUCUUCGACAUCAAAACAUUCUGCGGGAACUUGUCGAUUUCUGCAGAAAUUUCAUUUCGGAACGACUGUUUUUUUCCCCACGUUUCUUCUGUUUUCUGUUCCAUUAUAAAGCACAAUAGAACAUACCAUUUUAAAAAGCCCAAAUCAAAAUGAAACAUUUCAGUUUUAUUGAAAUAAGACAUUUUGGUUGCCCCGACAGAAGGCGAUUUUUGUUUUGUUUUUUUUAAACAGGAUAUUUGGACAUUUUUCUCCUUGCGGAAUGAAAGCCGAAUUUCAAAAUCCCAGGAUUUCCCUUGAAACGGAAAUUCUGGUGCCCAUCCAGCUCGAGUUGGGACGGAGCCCUAGUCCCCCCCAAAACGGGGGAAUUGCUGAUUUCAGGAACCGCCACCACAUUCCAGAGCAGAGCAGCCAGCCUGCCACCCUGAGCUGGUGGGAUUUUCCAGGGAGCAGCUUGUACUGAGUGGGGGGUGCUUCUUUUUUCCCCCAGGAGCUGGUAGCUUUCUAUGAGGAGUCUGUGCCUCUCUGCAGGGUGCAGCGGGCUGGCGGAGAGCCCUCCGCAGGGACACCAUGCAGGAGAAUUAUGAGACGCUGAUAUCUCUGGCCCAAGCCCCUCUUCCGUCUGCACACAAAUCAUUCCGACUCGGGUCAGUGAGCAUGCAGGACCGAGGACCCUACUUAGAUGGGUGAGAGGCCGAGUCCCACUGUGGCCCGAGUCCAAGCCCUGUCGUUUUGCAGCGUGGACACAGCUCAAGCUGUAGACCUGAGUGCAGUGUGGACGUGUUGCCCCGGCUGUGAGAUCCGGGGUUAGCAAUUGUAAGCCCAGAUUUACAAUGCAGUGCAGACAUUCAAGCGCCGACUUGGAAACACCAUGUUCAGAAGCCAGGAUCCAGACUGACGGUGUGAUGUGGAUAUGCCGUGAAAUCUUGCUGUUUGAGCAAGUUUAGUGCAGUGGUGAGGGUCUUCAUGUUGGGUGGGGGAAACCAGCCUUCGAUUCCCUGCUCUGCCAUGCACUGUGUGUGCGUGAUCUUGGCAGAAGAGAUGGCCAUCAGCAUGCCGCGGAUCACCGCAAUGGCCGAAUCCCACCGCAGGGAGCUGGUGUCGGCGGGAUUUCCAAUUUCUAAACCUGACCUGCUCUCCUGGAUGGAACGAGGGGAAGAACCAUGGGUCCCAGAUCUCCAGGCCUCUGAGGACAGGGAGAUCCCGAGAAGUAGCAGCCCAGGCGAAGGGUCAGCGAGCGAAGAGGAAGAGGAAGAGCAGGAGCAGCCACCGGGAUCUCUUGGGAAAACAGAGCUGCAGGGGACAUCCCCGGACAAAGAGGAGGUGGAGAAUCCCAGCCCGGGGCCGGAUGGGAAGCUCCAGAACUUGGAGGGGAAGAAUCAGGACAAACCUGCAGGCCAGACGGUAGUCCUCAAGCAGUCACCGGCUCCCGCGGGGGUGGACAAGGCAUUUCGCUGCGCCGAGUGCGGGAAGACCUUCAGCCAGCGGUCCAACCUGAUCCGGCACCAGCGCCUCCACACCACAGACAAGCCCCACAAGUGUCCCGAGUGCGAGAAGAGCUUCAGCGAGCCAGCGGCGCUGGCCCGGCACCAGAAGUCCCACGCGGCUGGGAAGCCCUUCCAGUGUGGGGACUGCGGGAAGGGCUUUAACUGGAGCUCCCACCUGGAGCGGCACCGGCGCAUCCACACCGGCGAGCGGCCCUACGAGUGUGAGGACUGCGGGAAAGGCUUCAGCGUCAGCUCCCACCUGGAGCGGCACCGGCGCGUCCACACCGGCGAGCGGCCCUAUAAAUGCGAGGAGUGUGGCAAGCGCUUCACCGUCAGCUCCACCCUGACCCAGCACCGCCGGGUCCAUGCCGCCGACAAGCCUCACCGGUGCCAGGACUGCGGUAAAGCCUUCGGGCUGGGCGCUGCCCUCCUGGCCCACCAGCGGAAGCACCGUGGGGAGAAACCUUUCCAAUGCCCCGAGUGCGGUAAAGCCUUCAGCUUCACCUCCCACCUGGAGCGGCACCGGCGCGUCCACACCGGGGAGCGGCCCUUCCAGUGCGACGACUGCGGGAAGAGCUUCAGCCGCAGCUCCCACCUCUACCGGCACCGGCGCGUCCACACCGGGGAGAAGCCACGGAAAUGCGCCGAUUGUGGGAAGAGCUACCACCUCAGCGCCGCCACCGUGGCCCAGCUCCAGGCCGCGCCUGCCAGCAGCGGGAGGGAUCCCACCAAGUGUGCCGACUGCGGGCGCCGGCGCCUGCCGCCGCCGGUCACUGUGCCAGAGCCCACCCCGGCACCUUUGGGCUGCGCAAAUAAGCCCCACAAGUGCCCCGAGUGCGGGAAGGGCUUCGGACAGAGCUCCUCGCUGGUGAAGCACCAGCGGAUUCACACCGGCGAGCGGCCGUUCCAGUGUGGUGAAUGUGGCAAACGCUUCGGCUGGUGCUCAGCCCUCAUCAAGCACCGGCGCAUCCAUACCGGGGAGCGGCCAUACCGCUGCGGUGACUGCGGGAAGGCUUUCAGUGUCAGCUCCCACCUCGACCGGCACCAACGUGUCCACGCCGGCGACAAGCCACACCGUUGCCCUGAGUGUGGGAAAGGCUAUGGCGAGCCGGCAGCGCUGGCCAAGCACCAGAAAUCCCACGCCGCCGGGAAGCCCUUCCAGUGUGGGGACUGUGGGAAGGGCUUCGCUUGGAGCUCCCACCUGGAGCGGCACCGGCGCAUCCACACCGGGGAGCGGCCCUACGAGUGCGGGGACUGCGGGAAAGGGUUCAGCGUCAGCUCCCACCUGGAGCGGCACCGGCGCGUCCACACUGGCGAGCGACCCUACAAAUGCGACGAGUGCGGCAAGGCCUUUGCCGUCAGCUCCACCCUGGCCCAACACCAGAGGGUCCACUCCGGCGGCCGGCCCCACCGCUGCAAGGACUGCGGGAAGCGGUUCGCGGCGGGGGCCCAGCUGCUGGCCCACCAGCGGGCCCACCGGGGCGAAAAGCCCUACCCCUGUGGUGUCUGCGGCAAGAGCUUCGGCUUCAUCUCCCACCUGGAGCGGCACCGGCGCGUCCACACCGGCGAGAAGCCGUACAAGUGCCCCGAUUGCGGCAAGGCCUUCAGCCGCAGCUCCCACCGCAACCGCCACCAGCGCGCCCAUGCCGCCACCGCCCAACACCUGCCCUUUAAGGGAGGGGGCGGGGCUGAGGUGGAGAAAGGCUCCGCCCCCUCUGUCCCGACCAAACCACAGAGAGGCCCUGCCACUGCCACUGAGGCUGCCCUCUCCCUCCUGCCAACCUGGUGGGGGGAAGGGGAGAGAAGGAGCAGCCAGCCCCCGGCCUGGGCGGAGGACGCCACAGCAGCAACCGUGCCCUUCCCCCACACUGCCGGGGGGCUGCGGGGAUGGGGCAUGAAAGCCUUCCAUGAAAGCCCGGACGUGGCUCCCACCCCAUGGCGGCUGGGGGAUGGCAGCUCAGGCUGGGCGUCCGCCCUGCCCCAGGAGGCCUGGCCUCAGCUGCCGCCCACUUCCUAACCAGCCUCCUGUCCUUCUCCGGAGCUGUUUAGCGGGGCCAGUGGCUCCCCGCCCCCUUCCCAAAAUGGGGGACGGGCAGCAGGCCCUCCUCUCUAAACUGGCAGGCCCCCAGGAAGGGGACAGACAGUGGGUGCUCCUGGCAGCUGUUGGGCGCUAACCCAGCCAGCCCACAGGGCAGGGAGACAGCCUAACCAACGAGAGGUGGUCUCCCGCCACGCACGCACCCACCCACUCCCUGUCCCAUGGCCACCACUGGCCUGAGGCUGUGUCACCCCAGAGAGCACCAGGCUCACCCCCGGAUCCCAUGCCUGAGGGGGAUGGGAACCAGAGCCAGAGGGGAGGAGGUCACUUGAGUAUCGGGGAGGCGUGGGGUGAGAAUUAGCAGGGGAGGGGGGUGAAUUAAGCACCUGGAGCACAAAGGAAGAGGUGAGGACGAGGUGCUGGGAGGGGGCUGGAUUGUGUGUUUGGGAGGUAGGGUUGCCACCAGUCUGGUUUUCACCCAGACAGUCUGGCUUUUGGCUUGUGCGUCUGGGUGCCACUUGACAGGCCGUGAUGUCCGUUUUUUUUAAUGGUGGGGGGAAGAGGCGGAGCAGGGGUGUGGGACAUCAAGGAAAGAGAUGGAGAAGUGGGCGGGGCCUUGGGGGAUGAGGCGGAGAAAGGGGAGGGGCUUCGGGGGAAGAGGCGAAGAAGGGGGCAGGACCUGGGGGAAGAGGCAGAGAAGGGGGCGGGGCCCUGAGGAAGAAGCGGAGCAAGGGGUGGGGCUUCAGGGGUCCAGUUACCAGCCAUUAGAAAGGUGGUCAACUUAUUUGUGGGCUGGCAGAGGUGCAGACUUGUAUUUGGGGAACUGGGUGGGGAUGGUUAAUGAGGGGUGCAGGCGACUGGGGUGCUAGCAGGGCCAAGGAGAGCCUGCCUCUGACUGAGCAUUGUGGGAAGGAAGAAUCUCAUCUCCACACUCUGUUGAACAUCACAUUCAUAUUGCUCCCGUAGGUGUCACAUUUAUACCAUUCCCCAUCUACCAGGCCCCCCCCAACCUGAGUGCCCCUUUUAUAUGAUUCCCCAACCGCCUCCCAGCCUGAGUUGUACAUUUAUACCGUUCCCCAAUAGCCCCUGGCAGUGGCACAUUUGUACCGUUAGGUGAGUGAUCAUUCACAUUUCUGAUUCAGGGGACGUUUCACAGGAGGCUCCAGGAUUUUUGCUGGCACCAACACUGACAAUCGAGCAUAGGAGGCAGAGACCCCCAUGGGGGAAGGAAGUGAGACCCCGAUCCCAUUACCAACAUGAGAUAGAGUCAGGAGUGAAAGGAGGAGAGGUAGGGAGGCUGGAUCUGGGACACGUCCAGGUUUGCUCUUUGGAAGUCAGUGUCUGAGCACUUGUUGCACGAGUGAGAAGCCAGAAAUAUUUGGAGCGGCCUCCACUGAAGCCACAGGCAGAAAGGCCUGACAGCCCAGCUGUUGUCCAGGUGGGGACAACAGAGACCCUGUCUGUCACACUCACCUCCACAGGUACAGUCACACCAAGGUGCUAGAACUGGGACUGGAGACAGACUGCUGGAACCUGUCCCCUGUCUGGGAGAGCGGCUGCCAGCAGAGAAGGAGUUAACAUUACAAUAUCCUGUAACUGUAACAACUGAUUCCUUACCUCUCAUUAAACCCAGAUCCUGGGAUUUCCUGGGGCUGGGUCAUUUGCUUUUAGAACUGGAUUCAUUUGUCUGUGUGUUUGCUUGUCCUUCCUUUUAACUUAGUAAGGCUCUUUAUUGUUUGGGGUGAUGGGACCUAGGAUCAGCCAUGGACUCUGAUAUCUUUCCCCUGUAAAUGCAGCCCGCCUGUAUCGGGAUCAGUGCAUUCGGCGUGGGCAGAGGGUUCUUUAAUUUUAUUGCUUGUUUUUCACUAGCUGUAAUAAAGUAGCACUUAAGUUUCCAACA